Molecule: messenger RNA, 1930 nt
Organism: Paramacrobiotus metropolitanus
Lineage: Eukaryota; Metazoa; Tardigrada; Eutardigrada; Parachela; Macrobiotidae
Product: neprilysin-11-like
Exons: 10
Coding region: 14-1930 (638 amino acids)
Biological process (GO): protein processing
Cellular component (GO): plasma membrane
Molecular function (GO): metalloendopeptidase activity
Source: RefSeq, a predicted model, not a curated record
GGUAAAACAGAAAAUGCUACUCUUGGUUGUUAUUAUAUUUGGAAUCAAUAUUGGUAGUAUCUGUACAUCAGCUACCGAGAAGCAGCGAUCGUCCACGUCUUGCACGUGUGAGCUGUGCCAACACGUUGCCCGCGAUAUCAUCUCCGCCAUAGAUCCGACCGUCGAUCCCUGCGUGGAUUUCUACGCUUACGCCUGUGGCCGUUGGAAUACCAGCGAUCCUUAUGAUUAUGGUCAAUUCGGCAUUCUCCUGGCUAAGAUUCCUGGUCAGCUUCAAGAACUUUUCGACAGCGGGAAGUACAGCAAUCCAACUGAAAAGAAAGCCAUAGAUAUAUAUAAACAGUGCAUCAACCAGACGCACGAUAUUUCCCCAGAAUCCCGCGACCUAACCUUGUUGCGAACUGUGGACAACUUGCUGGGCGGAUGGUCACUGCUCAAUGGACAUUCCAAUGUGUCCACCUUUCACCUGGAAGACACUCUCAUUCGUCUUCAGCAGAACAACAUCCAGACCUUCGGCCUUCUGCACGUAGACGACAAUAACCUGUCCAGCGACGAGCAGAUCCUGUACUUCAUGGCCCCCGAACGUCUCGUGAUGCGGGCCGCCCGGUGGGAGUCCGAUGCACUGGACAGCGCCCAUGUCAACGACACCAUUAAUAACACAUUCGCGAAACUGUUCCAAGCAUGGAUUCCUUUCGUGCAAAGUUUAAUUAAUGCCACCAAUAGGAGCGUACAACGGUCCACUGUUGAAAGCCGGCUGGAGAGAGCCAUAUGGUUAGAAGCGGUGCUGAAUGCGGGUGCAAAAGGAGACCUGGACCGGCGGAAGCGCAUAACGUUCUGCGACCUUUCGACAUCGCCUUACCGUUCAAUGUUUCUAGCCAACUUUCUGCCGCUCUUCAAUGCCAUGCUGAGAGCUUCCAAGGUGGAUUUUCAAGCCACAACGGCCACAAAGUUAGGCGACACCAAAACAGGGUAUCUUUUGCAUCUGGACGAAACGAUGGCGGAGCUGGAAGCGGAAGGGAACGCGGGACGGACGACAAUUGCCGAUUGGUUAUGGUUUGCCGCCGUCCAUUAUUAUCUCAAUCAACGGACGGACCAGUGCGUGGAUCUGGUGAAAGCGAGCAUGCCGCUGACCGUCUCGGGCUUGUUCUUCAAGGCGUACAUUGGGGAUAGUACUCUACAGAAGGCGAAAACGUUGACGUCGGAAAUUAAUAUCGGAGUUCGCGAUGCUGUCCUUCUAAAAGCGGACUGGAUGGACCGCACAACGCAGGACGCAGCGGUGGACAAGCUGAACCAUACACUCCGGAUGGUCGGUUAUCCUGAAGAGUUCUUGCGCAACUGGACAAUCCUUGACAAACUUUACGCAAAGGCCAGUAGAGACUUCGGUAAAAACGGCAAACCAUUUAACUGGUGGACGAAUGAGACACAGUGCAACUACAAUGCGAGAAAGUACACCUUAGUGGAUUUUUACAACAACUUCAGUACGCCCAACAAUAGUGUGGAUGGACGGCGAACACUCAACGAGAACAUCGCCGACAAUGGCGGAAUUCGUGCUGCAUACCUGGCUUUUCAUAAUUUUAUGAGCCGCACAGGGUACCGCAUCAAAUUGCCGGGCUUGGAAGAAAUGACUGAAGAUCAACUGUUCUGGUUGGUAGCUGCACAGAAAUCCUGCACACGUGAUCCGAAAUUGGAGGACUCCGAACACGCACCGCCUCGCUUUCGUGUGCUCGGACCGCUCAUGAACAAUCCGGAUUUCGGUUCAGCUUACAACUGUUCGCUGGGAUCACCGAUGAACCCCUGGGUUAAGGCGUGGGCGUCGAUCUGCAAUGAAAACAUGGAGCGUUAUGGUCUACAUACAAAUGCAACGACGUUCACCACUGCCUUAUCGUCCGAAGCGCCAGCGAAGUUACUCUACAUCAUCAAAAUAGAAAGUUGA